Saccoglossus kowalevskii is the source of this 1077-nucleotide messenger RNA. RefSeq names its product UDP-galactose translocator-like. The record is from RefSeq and is a predicted model, not a curated record. Gene Ontology annotation, molecular function: pyrimidine nucleotide-sugar transmembrane transporter activity. NCBI's taxonomy places the organism in Eukaryota, Metazoa, Hemichordata, Enteropneusta, Harrimaniidae. Gene Ontology annotation, biological process: pyrimidine nucleotide-sugar transmembrane transport. Gene Ontology annotation, cellular component: Golgi membrane.
AUGGUGUACCGUGUACCUCGAAUUCUGCCUGCUGUUCAAAGAAGGCCACCUCGUUUUGCAAAGGUUUCCAUAGGCGAGGGAUUCACAUAUAUGAAAUAUGUCAGUCUGGCUGUACUGGUUAUACAAAAUGCUUCUCUCAUCUUGGUUAUGCGAUAUACAAGGACAACUAAAGGCGAUAUGUACCUGGCCACCACUGCUGUUGUUGCGACCGAAGUGAUAAAACUCUUGACGUGCCUCACUGUUAUACUUGUGCAGUCAAGAUUUCAUUUAGGAACAUUCUUUUUGUUUCUGUACAACAGUAUCAUAGCGGAGCCAAUAGAUACGUUAAAAUUGUCCAUACCAUCCCUUGCUUAUACAAUACAGAACAAUCUUCUAUACACUGCCGUGUCCAACUUAAGUGCUGCUACAUUUCAGGUCACAUAUCAAUUGAAGAUUUUAACAACAGCUUUAUUUUCCGUGAUGAUGUUGAGAAAGACUUUAUCUGGUGUGCAAUGGUUAUCACUGGUUAUUUUGUUCGUUGGUGUUGCUAUUGUGCAGAUACAGCCCACAGAUCCCGAUAAACAACAUACAGAGAUUCACACAAAAGACAUAGAACAAAAUCCAUAUCUUGGACUAAUAGCUGUCAUUCUAUCCUGCUUGUCAUCUGGAUUUGCUGGUGUCUACUUUGAAAAAAUCCUCAAAGGAACUUCGGGAUCUAUAUGGUUGAGGAACAUACAACUUGGACUUUAUGGUACAUUGAUCGGUACCAUUGGUAUGUGUUUGAAAGAUGGAGAAGCCGUGCAGAAGAAUGGGUUUUUUUAUGGCUAUACUCCCCUUGUAUGGUUUGUUGUAUGCUGGCAGGCAUUUGGUGGGCUUUUAGUUGCGGUUGUAGUCAAAUAUGCAGAUAAUAUUCUUAAAGGAUUUGCCACUUCUGCAGCUAUUAUUAUAUCCACCAUAUGUGCAGUAUAUUUGUUUGGUUUCCAGAUCAAUUUGCAAUUCAGUUGUGGUGCUGGUUUGGUUAUAUUUGCUGUCUAUUUGUACAGUCGACCUAAGAGCCAGAAUUCAGUCAUUCAGCCAGGAGCGAAUGGUACCGGGUAA